This is a messenger RNA of Lytechinus pictus (painted urchin), 4170 nucleotides long. Its product is annotated as monocarboxylate transporter 7-like. Gene Ontology annotation, biological process: transmembrane transport. NCBI's taxonomy places the organism in Eukaryota, Metazoa, Echinodermata, Echinoidea, Temnopleuroida, Toxopneustidae. The coding region runs from base 1 to 1599 and encodes 532 amino acids. Gene Ontology annotation, cellular component: membrane. The record is from RefSeq and is a predicted model, not a curated record. The transcript is spliced from 5 exons. Gene Ontology annotation, molecular function: monocarboxylic acid transmembrane transporter activity.
AUGCCUCGAUCCAAAAGAUCCAAGAGUUGUGGCCAUUCAGAUAGGGAAACAGCGAAAGAAGAUGACAUUCAAACAAGGGUAGAAGAAGUGCAGGAAGAGACAAUUGAAACGGAAGAGGAGGUCAAUGACGAGCAGAGCCAAGGUGAAUCGGGAAACAACUUGAGAUUAAGGAAGAAGCGUUGGGUCAUUCUCUUCGGUUUGUUCUUUGUGUCUUUUUUGGAAAAUGGCAUCAUCAGAUCCAUUGCCCUCAUCCUGGACGAUCUCACUAAGGAGUUUGACAUCACUGCCGCCCACCUUGGCACUCUUCUUGGACUUGUAUUCGGUGCACCUCACUAUCUGGGAUGGUUGAACAUCCCUCUCCUACGAAGAUUCUCGGUCCGGCAGCUCGUUAUGUUUGGAGGGACGGUGUCAACCCUUGGACUCGUAACAUCUUCGUGGGCUCAAACAGCCAUCCAGUUUUCAGCUGCAAUGUCAGCAUAUGGGAUCGGCAACAUAUUGAUUUUGGUUCCAACAAACACUUGCCCAAAGGAUUACUUCCCUAAGCUGGUAAUGAUCGCAACCGGUAUUCUGUUAUCCGGAGGAAGCAUGGGUGUUACGGUGAUGCCAUGGUUCUUUAGAGAACUGCUUGUCGAAUAUGGUUGGAGGGGCUCUCUUUUGAUACUUGGUGGAUUAAACGCACACCUUGUUGUGGUAGCAUCCUUGCAGGAACCAAUGAAAAGGAUGGAUUCUUCCCAGGACUCGGACAAGAAAAGCCCAUCCUCAUCACGUGCUGGUGAAAAUGAAAACGAAUUAUCAAGUUCGGAUGAUUUAUCAAGAUCCCAUAAAUAUUUACAUACAGUUACAAAUACUGCGGCAUCUGAACCUUCUAAAGGUCAGCUAAGCUUUAAUGAUGAUGAUGGUGGACAAACGGAUGGCCAGACUGUCAAGACUCGGAGCAUUAUUUCCAAAGGGUUCAAAACUACGACAAGAUUCAUUGGUUUAACAAUCUUCAAAGAUCACCCUCUCAUGGCCUUGCUUUGCCUGCAAGCUUUCGUUUUUGGCCUCUCUUACAUCGGUUGGCUGCUAUACAUUGUGCCCAAUGCCCUCGCUAAAGGCCAUUCUAGUCAGAAAGCAGUCCAAAUAUCGAUCGUAGGAGGCGCUUUUAACUUCAUAGGUCGUUUGGGGAUCGGCUUCUUCUGGUCCCGAAAAUACAUUAAGUUUAAACUCUGGUACUCUCUGAUAUGCCUCCUGUCGGCGGCUCUCUUCUGGAUCAACUUUGUCGCGCAACGUUUCGAGAUUCUGAUGGUCUUAUCUGCGUUCUAUGGUGUAUUAAUGGGUGCCCUCGUGACAUCUCAAUUUCAGUUAGUGAUGAAUGUCGUUGGUGAAGAUUCCCCUGAUGAUUAUAAGACUGGAAUGUCAAUAUUCUUCAUAGGACGUGGCCUAAGUAGUCCGAUUGCAGGAGCAAUAUUUGGUCGUCUGUAUGACAUUACUAAAUCAUACGAUAUAUCGUUUGUUUUUAUAUCGGGAUUGAACGUCCUCAACGCGUUCCUGUGUAUAGCUCCAUUAUGUUGGUCUCGAUGGCGACAACGGAAAAGAUUGCGAAUUGAUGUAAUUGAAUAGUAAGAUAAUAUUGAUAAUCGAUGGAGACAUGAAAUCAGCUGGGCCGACUAUCUUAUCUGCUAGAAAUUGACGUGUCUAAGAUUACAAGCAUUCAGUUAUGCUAACAUCCGUACGCAACUGUUCUUCCAUUUCACAUCAUCAUGGAAUAUUACGGUAUAUAUACAGUUUUCGACUAUAUAUAGUUAUUUGUUCUUUGCAGAGUUAAUCCGAUAUUAUGAUUAUUUUGUAUACACAAUACAAAUGAAUGCAUGAAGGCCACUCUUAACAAGGUCUCUAAAGACAUUCAUUGUGUUGAAUGUUUUUUGUCCAAUCAAAAUAAUAAGUAUCAAAUAAUUCGAACGACCUUUAGACAGCACAAUGCAUAUCUUUAUAUUUUAUUUGAAUGGUGAAUAACUACUCAUUCGAAAUUAUUACCAAAUGUUUAUGUGAUGUAGUUUACGACGAAAUACAUGUAUGUUAGAUUUAGAUUAAAAAAUGAUAUAAUCGAAGUAACAGUGCAAAUACAUGUUCAAAAUAAUACAUACAGUUCAAUGACAUUUCAUAACAAAUAUUAAAGUUGAAUUAACUGACUUGCCAAGAAAAGCAGAGCUUGUAAAAAAGGCAAGUCCCUGAACUUAGUUCCAAUACUAAUUAACAUAACCUAUGUACAAGAGACGGACGGAAAACGAACUUAAAAUACGUAAUCUACAAAAUACCAAAAUAGAGCGAAUAAGCGACAACAAAACAUGAAAAUAAUUAUUUUACUGAUAACGAUAAUAAUGAUAAAUUUUAGGGAGAAAUUAUAAGAGGGGAAACUGAAAAUGAAAAGAGGAACAUGGCAAGUACACAGGUUAUUAACACUGUAGUUACAUUAUUUAGAAUAUACAAUAUUUGACAAAUGUAGUUACAGUUAUAUGUUAGCUAGAUUUGUUGGUGUGGAGUAUUGACAAAUUAGCAUCUUUUAAAGUUUGCGCUUGAAAAUAUUAAUGUUACUAAUAUCAUUGAUCAUAUUUUAUAUUCAGGUUGAAUAGUGCCAUUAUGAAAUCCAUUAUACAAUGUAUUGUAGCUCACAAGUAUGUUAAUUUCAAUGUAUAAAAGAUGAAUAAUAUGCAAUUGAAAUGACAAUGUCGUCUUCAUAAUGGUACCAUAGUAUCAUAUACAUUACAUUUAUGUGGUAUUCCAUGUUUACAUUGAUAAUUUUUUUAGGUUAAAUACAAGCCAUGUAGGCAGCUACCGAUACAUUUUUACAGAAUAGUAUGAAGUGCUUGUUCCUUUAUUGUUGCAGGUGCAUGAUAUCUUUAUUGGAGUGGCCGCACAAAAAAAUCAUCACAUCAAAUUUUGUUUAAAUAUUAUGUUCCUGAAAUGUAAUACAGAUCUCAAUAAACGUAAAUGAUAUACGCAUUAUGCAUGUGUUCUGUCUCCUUGCAAGUCUCUGGUUACAGUAGGCCUAAACUACACAUCUACAUACAUCACAUUUUCUCCAGCAUCCGAAAUUCAAUUAGAAUGAAGAUAUCUUUGAACUAAACAAAAAGAAUUUUGCUUUAAUUCGAAGAAGAAAAUCGGGUAAAUGUAGUUUGUAUUAAGACUCACAACACAGUUGUGAAAUAUUAAAAAGAAUUUAGCAUCAAGAUUCUUUCCUUAUUUUUCAAUUUGCCUUCUCAAAUGGACAAUAAAAUGAUAUAUAAUUAUGACACUAUAACAUUAAGUGAAAGAAAAGUUACAUAUCACUUGAUAUUUGUAAUAUAAACAUCAAACAAUUAUUGAAAUUAGAUUUUCGACGUUUUAUUCGUUUACAUUACGAAAGGAAACAGAUGACCUGAUAAGGCUUUCACAAAAUGGCUGCCUAUUUCUAUUUAAAGAUUCGCAAUACAGGUCUUAUACUACUGAAAUAAAGUUCUUCCAAGAAGAACUUGGAUAACAUUAGCGACGAGAAAAAGAAAUAUAAAGUUACCAUAGGCGUCUUCCCGACGUUUUCCUCUCAUAUUGCCGAAAUUUCGACAGAACACAGUAUCGCCUAGCUAUGACCUAUUUUUUUUUCAACAUUUAAGACAGUAACAUCGUUUAUUAACUCUUCAUUCGAUGUUGAUAUUUAGAUAACCCUUUUACAUGUUACUCCACAAUGAUGAUGAUGAUGAUCCAUUUUUACUGUUAUAUAACCUUAACAUUGUGUUGAAAUUAAGUCGAUAAUAUUACUGCUGACAUGUAAUUGAUUUGCAUAGUUUAUCUCGUUUGUAAACUUCAUUCCUUUUGUAAACAUUCAUGGACCAAAUGAAUGUCAAAAUUCCCAUCUUGAGAUGUUUUUUUUUCAAUGUAUUCAUUCAUUAAUUUGAUUUGAAAAAUUGUCUUUAAAAAGACAUAAUCUCGCCAAAAAUACAACCCCUUUCAUCAAUACCUUAUGACCCGAUGAGCCCUUUUAUCCGGCAGUACCAUUAUAUACAGUACUUCCAGCCAAUUAAUAUUGGCUGAAAGAUUAACGUUAAAUAACAGCAACGUUAACAAGUUGUCAGACAUUUCUGACAACUUUUAAGAUUACAAAUGUUGAUGAAAUGCUCCUCAGAAUAUAUUUAAUAGUAAGUUGCAUGUGCCAGCUAC